Drosophila takahashii is the source of this 1118-nucleotide messenger RNA. RefSeq lists its product as uncharacterized. The record is from RefSeq and is a predicted model, not a curated record. Lineage: Eukaryota; Metazoa; Arthropoda; Insecta; Diptera; Drosophilidae.
AUGGAAAAUCCACGGACUAUUACCGAUUUGCCAUUCGAAAUCCUCGAUCUAGUAUUCAAAAAUCUUUUUUAUUUAAAAUGUAAAGUGAACCUAUCUCAAGCGCACGAGAAGCUCGGAAAAGCUUUUGCCUUUCACUGCCGCAAUAAGUUCAGGAGACUCUCGACCGGUUCGCAAUUAAAACCCAAAAUGUGGGCGAUGCUUAUAAAGGAAUGCGGCCCCUCAAUUGAGGAAUUUGUCUACGGGGAUUUGGGUUACUCCUGGAACGACACUAUAGCCGAUGCGGUUGCGACUCACUGUCCCAAUCUGAAAACGGUGUCAAUUGUUCUCUAUAGGUCUGGUCGGGAGGGUGUUCCGGCCUUUCUUAUGAAGGUGAAAAACUCCCUGAAAUCGGUGACCUUAGAUCAACAGGAUCAUUUUCCAUCUACAUUCUUGACAGCGGUGUCCGAAAUUACCCAAUUAAAGACACUCUCAUUUAAGGGAUAUGUGGACGAAAACGUUUACCAGAUACAGAAUUUGGUCGCUCUGGAGAAGCUGACGAUCGAAAAUCACUAUUAUUUACGGAAACCUUCUGUCAACUUACUAAAGAUUUGUGCUCCACUAAGUAAUCUCAAAGAAUUAAGUGCGAUCAAUAUAAAAAUAAUUCCGUUCGAUGAACCCUGUUCUGUAAUGUGGGGCGGCUUGAAAUCAUUGAAAUUGAUUCGCUGCGAAGUGUGCACCGAAUUGCCAGACUGUCAAGAGCUCACAUAUUUGGAUAUUGAUGGCCUCUCAUGUCAGAUCGAAGGCUAUGUCCUGAGAUUUAUUCUCAAAAAUGGAGGAAAUCUUAAAGAAUUGUAUGAAAGUUGCGAACCGCCAAUCAAAGCCGACGAAUUUCACCAACUGCUUCGGGGCUGUCCAAAACUGCGAUACUUUUACACACCAAUGGAAUACAUUAAACUCUAUUUGGACUAUGUGUCUACUAUAGUGGAAAUUCUAGUGCACAAUGGAGUGUCGCGGGAGGAUCCCUUAGAACUGGUUAUAACUAGGCGUAUUAAGUGGAAGUGGUUCCGAAGAUUACUCCUGCGAACCACAAAUGCAGAGUUGAUCGAUCUGUAUGUAACUACUGAGUAAAAAUAAAUCUU